GCUGCGGUAAAAAAAAAAGUUAGCAGGGCUUCACGAUGUAGGUUAGCAACAUUGCCGCUCCAGCGUGGUCGCCCGCCAGGUUAACAUAACCCCCUGGAUUUACAUCUCUAUCUAUAUUUAAACUGAAGCUAGAAAAAUUAAUAUCCCCACUCACACGCAUUUUUAUGCCACGGUGCCGUCCGUAAUGUGCCGUUUUAUCUUGGGACUAUUCGCCUCCCAACUUCAGUAAGUUGACGUUAGCACGCUGGCUAGCUCGCAGUGUCGAUGAGCAGAGCGGAGGCAUUUUUCACUGACAUGAAAACUCGACGAGGUAUGAUUUCUCGGUAAAUAACGCUGGAGGUACCGUUAGCUUAGCACGUUACGCUGUGUGUUUGGGCACCAUGCUUCUGCGGAUGUGUGGGGAAUGGCGAACAUUGAGACUUCACUGCAGCCGUGUCGCCAUCAGUCAAUCACUUGGACUGUUAAAAUAAAACGAAUUUAAGGCUGGCUUCCUGUUCGUCAGUUUCUUGUUCGAAUGUUCCCGUUCCACCUUAAAAUGUGCAGCACUUACAUUCUGGUGUCUGUAACUGCUGCACCAUUUAAGGUGGACCGGGAAAUUUCCAGCAAUAAGCCGACGAAUAAAAAGCUGACCGCAGCUCCGUCAAAAACAGAGACAAUGGAGCUGAUCAGCAAGCAGAGGCUUGACUCAGCAAGCCAAGAUUCAUCAGUCGGCCCUUAAGCAAAGAUCUAAGAGGCUUUUACCUUCUUUAACCAUUUUGUUUUUCCCUCCCCCUACCCCUUACCUUUAUUAGCCUGCAUUCCUUCCUUCCAUCUGCCUCCCCCCUCUGUAUUCUAUUCUUUGUCUUUUGUCUCUUCCUUACCUUGCUGCAUGCUUAGUUUCUCUUUUGCUACACUGCUUCCCUGGUGUUUUCUACUUUUUCUCCACACGUUUUCUUUCUCAACUCCUACUGUCUGAGGUCCAAAGUGGCCCUUUUCCCACCGUCUGGAUUUUUACUGAAUUCCUGCAUUCCCAAAUCCCUCCCUACACACACACACACACACACACACACACACACCCACACACACCCACCCACCAUGAGGAAACAGACUCGUCGUGUUUUACUGGCCUGUAUGGUCAUCAGCUCAAUCACAGUAUUUUAUCUCAGUCUUGGUGCCAUAGAAUGCCCAAACACAAGGUCUCGGGGUACAUGGGGUGCAAGCCAACAACUUCACAGGAAUCUUAGUUACCCCUUGCCAGUUCCUGUAGAAUACAGUGAACACAGUCCUCUAAUUUUUGUCGGUGGGGUACCUCGUAGCGGUACCACUUUAAUGCGGGCCAUGCUGGAUGCCCACCCUGAGGUGCGUUGUGGAGAGGAGACCCGUGUCAUCCCACGUCUGUUAGCCAUGCAGGCCACCUGGAGCCGCUCGGCCCGUGAGAGGGUCCGCCUGGAUGAAGCUGGUGUUACAGACGAGGUUCUGGACUCAGCUAUCCGUGCCUUCCUGCUGGAGAUCAUUGUGGGUCAUGGUGAACCUGCACCGCGGCUGUGUAACAAAGACCCUUUUUCUCUGAAAUCCCUUACAUACCUCUCCAAACUUUUCCCCAAUGCCAAAUUUGUGCUAAUGCUUCGUGAUGGCCGGGCCACAGUUCAUUCCAUGAUCUCACGCAAGGUGACCAUCACAGGAUUCGACUUGAGUAGUUACAAGGACUGUUUGGUGAAAUGGAACCAAGCCGUAGAGGUCAUGUACGACCAGUGCCAGGCUGCUUCAGAGAGGAGCUGUCUGCCUGUGCACUAUGAACAGCUGGUGCUGCAUCCAGAACAAGUGAUGCGAAAGCUGCUGCAAUUCCUGGAUCUUCCCUGGGACCCGUCAGUGCUGCACCAUGAGCAACUCAUUGGGAAAGUUGGAGGGGUGUCGCUGUCAAAAGUUGAACGGUCAACAGACCAAGUUGUCAAUCCAGUGAAUACAGAGGCCCUGUCUAAGUGGGUGGGCAAAAUUCCAGAUGAUGUGGUGAAGGACAUGGCUGACAUUGCACCAAUGCUAAGACGCCUUGGUUAUGACCCUCUAGCCAACCCUCCAGACUAUGGCAAGCCAGACCCCUUACUACUGAACAAUACUAAACAGAGUGAUGGAGCACCAUCUAUGGAGCCCUGGAGGGGACGAAGGACUCUGGGAUCUUUGGGAUGAGUUGAAGAGGCAUUUGUGAUCCAAAACUAAUUAUCCAACAUCAGCACCUGACCUCAGUAAUGUGCAUACGGCUGAAAGCUAUCAAAUCCACACACUUCAGGGAGGCAAAGCAAACACAGAUGUGUUUCAUCCCAGCUAAUCCAACAUGGAAGACCUGAUUCACCUUUCACGAACUGUUGAAUGCUGCCUUAGAUGUGUAUGUAGGAAGCAGACACAAGACGUUACACUGAAAUUUCGUCCUAUGUGUUGGCCCUCCCUGCCUAUGAAUGACUGGUGCAUUUGAAAACAUGUUCACAAAAUAUUAAGCCAAACAGCCUGUUGGCCAGUACCGUAAUUUGUUUUAAGUGUCUUGAAGGAAGAAAAUAAAUUUAUUAAAAAUUCUUAUUUUAAGAUUA
Messenger RNA from Pygocentrus nattereri (red-bellied piranha), 2558 nucleotides. It is a transcript of the gene tpst1l, whose product is annotated as tyrosylprotein sulfotransferase 1, like. The coding region runs from base 1075 to 2163 and encodes 362 amino acids. Gene Ontology annotation, biological process: peptidyl-tyrosine sulfation. Gene Ontology annotation, molecular function: protein-tyrosine sulfotransferase activity. Gene Ontology annotation, cellular component: Golgi apparatus. The record is from RefSeq and is a predicted model, not a curated record. The transcript has 6 exons. Lineage: Eukaryota; Metazoa; Chordata; Actinopteri; Characiformes; Serrasalmidae.